AUGUCCUCAAGGACGUCGCCCUCGACCACAAGAAGAAGCACAAUCACUCUCCAUCCUCAACCACCACCACCGCCCUCGCUCGAAGCCGUUGUUGUCAAGAAACUGACUCGUAAUCCUUCCCGAAGAUCCACUAUAUCUGGCUUUCUACCGCUUUCUCCAAUAAGUGCUUCACCGAUAUGUACUCCAACAACUAGUACAUCAUCCCGCAAUUUCAGCUUUUGUUCAGGUACACUCGAUGGUCAAGGGCGUUCCGAUUCGUUACAAAGCACGGAAAGCUUUGCUACAGCGCCUACUACGCCCUCAGAUUCCUCUUUAUUCGCUGCGCCUCCCCCCACGUGGAUUUCGACACCACCAACACCACCACCAAAGGUCGUUAAGCGUUCGGUUACUUGCAUGCCACGCCCUCUGGUAUCUCCUGUCAUCUCAUCCGCCUCAUUCCCUGCCUCCAGUUCACCGCAUGCGAGGGCACAUACCAGUCUUCUACUUCAGAGACGCGCCUCCACCUCAUCCAUACCUUCCAGAGCUAGGUCUGUCUCCGCAGACUCACCUGCUAUGCACCCAACAUCCUUUGGAAGCAAGCCAGAGUCAGUGACACCGAUCCGCCCUUCAAAGCUCCACGACAUGUCCCACAAAUCAGACCCAGUUCCUAUCGCUGGUCCGAGGCAAUCAAAGUUCACACAAAAUCAGCAGCCGAAUAUCAUCAUGGAUCAUUAUGAUCACGACUUUGAACUGGAUAAGAAGUCGGAUUGUGGGCACAGCGUAGAGAGUACUAGCUCAGGGGAUUCCGGUAGGAAAAGGCUCUUGAGGGAGAAGGCAAAGGCGAAGGACUGUGAUAGGAGAUACCACGCUCUAAUGGAGCUGCUAUCGACCGAAGUCUCUUACUUGCAGGACCUAAGGGUUCUGGUCUCGGUAUAUCUACGUAAUGUCCCAACCUUGACCCGCAACUCGAGUACUGGGACAUUUGGAAGAAAUUCAUCUCUCUCUGCACUCUCCCGGAAUGGCUCUUAUACCCAGCUCACGAUUGGUAUGAGCGGUCCUGGCUCCUUCGGUCUGGAUUUUCACGGUCAUGGCCUACAGCCCAUGUCAUCCAUCCACUCGAUAGCAAAAGACAAAGAGAAAUCCCCUACUCGACAUCUCUUCACGGACACGGAGGUAGAAAUCCUCACACGAAAUGCAGAAGACGUGCUAGAAUUUCAUGAGCGCUUUGUGGAAGAACUGCAGCUGUCAAUGUCCAGUCUUGGGAUACCCAUGGAUUUGGCUGGAAAUGAUAAGAUUUCACAAGGUUCAGGUUCAGCAGGGUGUAGACCUGGAAUUGAUAACAUGGACGCUGGUAUUGCCAUCAUAUCUACCAAGUUUGCAACCGAGUCGUCUCGUUUCAACCUCUAUCAGAAAUUUUGCGCUGGACAUCCAGAGGCCCUAGAUAUUUUACGGCGUGUUCAGCAGCUCUACCCUGUAGAGUGGGAUCUAUUUGAACAGCGUUGCGGCGACGCCGUAACAGAACAACGAUAUGUCCAUGAUCGCCCCAAAUCCGCCCCUCACGAACGCGUUGACGUUAACGCAUUGGCUACCGUUACUCCCAGAAAGCAGAGGCGUGCGUCUAUUACGGCUAUCGACCAAACCGUUUGGACCCUACGAGGACGCACCAGUGCCCCCAAUGUCCAACAUCCGAAAGACACACAGACGGAUGCGACUAAAAGACCACGUCUCUUCUUCAUGGACUACCUCAUCAAACCAGUGCAGCGUAUAUGUAAAUAUCCCCUGUUACUCGAUCAACUCAAGACCGGAAAAUCACAAUUUUCUUUUCCUGCUAUGGGCCGGACCGAUGUCAGUGUUGUUGUGGAGAGUGCUGCGUUGGCUAUGAGACAUGUGGCAGGCGAGGUCGAUGAAGCACGAAGGAGGCAAGAUGUUGCAGCGCGAUCCUCGUUGAUCAUUUCUCGUACUUCUGUUGCUACAAUAUCCACCAUAUCCACCUCGAUCUCGUCCCAGCCUCUUCAGGCCCUUACAUCAAGUUUCCUAUCCUCCCUUGGGACCUGCCUUUUUGCUGGGUCGCUGGAUGUGAUACAUAAUCGUUCUACGAAAAUUUCCACAAAUCUUACCAGCAUCAACGUCAAAUACCUCGGUGCCUUUCUAUAUGCGGGAGGAUACUUGAUAUUAGUCAAAGUACUUAAAGGGAAAGUUUAUGAGCCCAGACACUGGUUCAAAUUAUCCGACUUCCAGAUAUCAGAUCCAGAAGAGAUGGCAGCUUGGUUACCCUGCUCUUUUCGACUCUCCCGCAAAGACCACGAGUUUGAGCUGGCGGCUGCUUGUCAGGCAGAGAAGAUAUCUUGGAUGUCUAUGAUACGAGAAUCUUUUACUUGUCCAAUCCCCGCGUGGAUAAAUGAGCCAUUACCUAGCCUUCAGCUGGAUAGAUAUCAUGGAAUCGCUUAUACUGCCCUUGAGGGACCACCCGAAGCCCUAAACAUUCUUCCGACUAUCCAAUCAAUGUCAGAACUUUCGAAAGACGACGAAAGCGAAAGUGCGCCUCUGAUAACGCAUGUACACGAAGGCUCUCCGACCAAACCCAAGACAAUGCCCAGAAGUGGUGCGAACGACCACCCCCAUCCCAGUCGACAUUCAUCCUCAGCUUCCGCCCGAUCGAUAUUGUCCCCCAAUGUUAUCGAUUCUGACACAAUCAUCAUUCGUCGUUGCCUACCCACUGCGAGGGCGCAAGUCGACCUUGGACUUCAAGAUGUCAUUUCCGACCAGUGUCUCACAGCUCGCUCGUAUGCGGCCGUACGCGAGGGAGGUCUGUUUCAAGCCCCCCACAUCUCCCGUUCAGGCACUUCCCGAUCAAGCAAUUCUGCUCUUAGCAUGAAGCUUAAAAAGCACGAGAGUGUCCGUGUGGACAGGCGUAGUCUUAAUGAUGAUUCCAGCAAGGAUAUCAAGUCUAAGAAAUCACUUUCCAGACCAAGUCGCAGGCGACCUAAAACCCUCAGUUUGACCUCCAUAAGUUCAGAAGGAAUUGAUUCCCUGAAUUCACACUAUCAUUAUCAACCUUCGCCUCCAUUCUCCCGUUAUUCAUUUAGCACGACCAACUCCAAUCCAACCUCACGCGACAAUAGUCCCGUCAACGACUUUCCGUCUUUUCAGACUCCUGCAUCGAGUGCAAGCUUUGAUACUUACAAACGAGCACAUCGCCAUUCUUUAGUUGGGAGUGUUCGUAGUCUCUUUCUCACAAAGUCGCCUGUAGGCGGUGAGACAAGUCCUUCUUCAGCAAAACACUCUUCUUCGAACAUCUUGAGGCGCUGGGUAAAGGGUUCACAUCGGCGUGCAAAUACUGCUCCAGAGAGUUUAAGGAUCGAACAUUCGACCUCAAAAGAAACCUCGCAAAGUUCGCCUGUUUUACCCCAAAUUCACAUGCCUCAGUUACCCUCUGAUUGCAGCCUCGAACGCCUCACUAGAACUGCCCAUUCGUAG
Messenger RNA from Marasmius oreades (fairy-ring Marasmius), 3456 nucleotides. RefSeq lists its product as uncharacterized. Gene Ontology annotation, biological process: regulation of GTPase activity. The transcript is spliced from 4 exons. Gene Ontology annotation, cellular component: cytoplasm. Gene Ontology annotation, molecular function: guanyl-nucleotide exchange factor activity. The record is from RefSeq and is a predicted model, not a curated record. Lineage: Eukaryota; Fungi; Basidiomycota; Agaricomycetes; Agaricales; Marasmiaceae. Bases 1 to 3456 code for a protein of 1151 amino acids.